AAGAUAUACAGCAGCACAAUCUUUACAACCGUCCGAUCUCAAAAUGAUUCCACAUGUCAACCCAUCGAAAAACCAACCAUCAAGCCCCAAAAUAAUAGAAUCAUAACUAAAAAACAACAAUACAUAGCAAAUAAAUUAAAACCAAAAAAAAAAUCAAAUGAACAAAGAGGGCAAGAAAACAAGAUCCUCGAGAAAAUCAUGAACUCACUUUCUUAAGCCAGAAGGGUGGCGAAGAAAGCAGCAGCCACGGUUACACCGAUGAAGACACCGUUGGUGGAGGCGGCGGAGGGAGGAGGAGGGCCUUGGUCAGCCGAAGGCUCGGAAGCUGGUGCAGUUGAACCUUGUGGAGUGGAAGCAGGAGGGGUGGAGAUCGAAGGAGAAGGUGCAGAAGCGGCUGGAGCAGGGGAAGGAGAAGUGGUGGGAGAUGGGGUUGGGGAAGUCGAAGGAGCUGGGGACGGCGUCCUGGACGGUGUGGGUGCAGGUGUUGGAGUAGCAGCCGGCGGUGGAGAGGAUGUCGGAGGAGCUGUUGGUGGAGCUGUCGGAGCUUGAGCCACGCAAGCGGUGGCCAAAAGACCCAACAUCAUCACAACCUUAAACAUUGCGGAACUCAUAUUGCCAAAAAGCUUUGGAAAGAA
Molecule: messenger RNA, 635 nt
Organism: Hibiscus syriacus
Lineage: Eukaryota; Viridiplantae; Streptophyta; Magnoliopsida; Malvales; Malvaceae
Product: merozoite surface antigen 2-like
Exons: 2
Coding region: 259-549 (96 amino acids)
Source: RefSeq, a predicted model, not a curated record